CUUUCCUCUUUCUUUCCGUUGUUGUAGAAAAUGUGACAACUCUAUAUCUAACCAGUUUGGAGUUUGAAUUUCGAUUUCAGAGGGAAGGUCAAGUAUCGCGCUAGAUCUUUCGAGUUGUUGUACUAACAUUAGUAGAUGGAUUUGAACGCAGAAAUCAGCUUGCCACACAAUGCGGGGGUCAAAACUUUGUAUGAAUCAGACCUAGAAGAUGAAAACUACUCAUCUGUGGAGACCUACGGCAUUAGAGAACGCAGGCGUAAGUUGCAUACUGAAGCAGAGCAGCGUCGUCGAAAUGCCAUUAAGAGGGGUUUCGAAGGGUUAUUAGAGCUCAUCCAUCCAACAAAAAAUGAGUCACUUUCUCCAUCUGUUAGGAUGAGUAAAUCAAGCAUAUUACAUAAAGCUAUCUAUAUGAUUGAAAGGCUUGGAAAGCAAAAGCACCAGAAAUUGUCAGAAGUCGAAAGUUUAGAAAAGGAGGUUAAAGCUCUUCGAAUACUAUGCUUGAAUUAUGAGAAAAUAGUUCAAAACAGUCCAAAUUACGAAUGUAUGUCUGUUGAACCGAUUCCAGAUGAUACAAAGCUAGAAGUGUUUCGAGUGUUUUUUGACACCAUGUUCCGUUCAUUUGACAAUUACAUUGUAUUCAAUUCUUUUACUGACCUCUCAGCAUCAGUGAUAAAAUGGAUUGAAGAGAGCUGUAAACCUGAGAAAAUGGCAUUUCUCAUGGAUUCUGUCCUAACUAAUAUUUUUAACCAGACUACUGAAAUGUCUUCCGUUAGCAGUCGAAAAUUACAGUGUGAUACUUUACCAAUUUAUACAGAUUGUAGUACCAAUGAUUGUCAGAAUCGCUCCGAAUCUAUCGGAUCCAUACACCCUUCAGCAGAGUCAUUACUUCAAAUCAAUCCGUUAAUAGGUCAAUCUUCAGUUUACACUUAUUCAUCUAAUAAUCUACAAACACUUACACUUACACCAACUACUAACAUUAAUAAUUCCACAGUUGGUACUGAGAAGCGCACUCAACUUAAUCCAAAAUUUCCUAUAAUUCCUCAAGGUAAUUCCCAUUCGAAUAAAUUAAAUAUUGUUCGAUGUCCACCUCCACUUCCACCAGCACCAGAAUCUGUUACUACUCAAUCACAAGUCAGUCAUAUCGAUGUGAACUUUAAACAAUGUGGGCAGCCAUCAAAAGAUAUACGUGAAGGUGAUAAUGCAUUUUAUAAUUUUAAUUCAAUGAUUCCUAAGAAUGGUAAUUCUACAGUGGUAGUUAUUGAUCAGUCAUCUUUACUCACUGAUGAUCAAGUCAAACAUGACAUUACAUCAACAUCAUCGUCAUCAUCACCUCAUAUAAUAAACUCUUCUUGUAACUUAAUCAUGAAUGAGAGGAAUUUACCUAGAGAGUUGUCGUCAUUGCAUAAUUCUAGUCACGUCCAACAGUAUAAAGAGUUUAUUGACGAUUUAUUAUGAUUAAUUUUUUAAUAUAAUCAUCAUAUUCUAUUUUUUCUAUUAAUUUAUAAUCGACUCAAGAGUUCUUUCACUGUCUUUAUCCUCUUUCAACUGAAUCCACACUUGAUCAAAAACACACACACACACAUACUUUCAUUUUCAAGAUUUAUACAUAUUUAGUUAUUGUGUACCAAAUCUAUUUUUAUUUAUCUUGCUCAAUCUUCCUCCACAUCCCAUUCUGUGAUAUACACAGUGUAAACUCAAGUUUAAUCUCCGCUAAUUGUAGAAAUCCAAUCAAAAUUAUUGACUCAUUUAUUUGUUUAUUUGUUCAUUCACAUGCUUGGCUAUCGUAAUUCCUCUUCUGUCUCUGUAUUUUGUUAUCACAUGUAUUAUUACUAUUGUUAAUAUUACAAUUUGACGGCUUUGUCUUUCGGCAUUAUUCUAUUAACAUACUUAUUGAGCGUACUUAUGAAGAAAGACAAAUGACUGAAUAUCAUCAAUUCUACUUGUUUCUUUAGCGACUAUGUAUUCUCUAGUGAGGUAUGUUGGAGGUUAUCUGUGAUGAGAUGAUGCCUGUAUUUUCUUUCCUGUUAUCUUUGAUUUCUCCUUCUGGUUAACAACGAUUUGUAUUUGAUUAUCUAACCAAUCUUUUUUUCUAUCUUGAACUAUCAUUAUUUCAUGCUUUGUUUAUCUUCUUUUACCCCAAACAAUCAUUUUACAUCUCAGCAAACUAAUAAUAUCAAAAGAGAAAAUACACAAAACUUGUGAACUAUGACAAGUUGGUUGAGUUUUUUAUGGUAAAAAAUACACGUCCUGAGAUUUUUUA
Messenger RNA from Schistosoma rodhaini, 2260 nucleotides. Lineage: Eukaryota; Metazoa; Platyhelminthes; Trematoda; Strigeidida; Schistosomatidae. The record is from the annotation of a GenBank genome assembly.